UCUAGCAGGCUGCAACUCUCACAGCAGUUCAGUAGGUUUAAAUACUUAGAACUCUGUUGCGUGAAAUCGCCAGAAUUGUAUCACUACGCCAGUAAGGAGAACUCUUGUUACUUGGAAACAUCAAUAUUGUGUUGGCAGGCCUGUAGGGAGUUUGUUUUUGGAAAUAUUUUGUAUCGGUUUGGAUAUAAUUUUGUGGCUUCGUAGUGUUCGUGGGUUAAGACGCGCAAAAUGGCAUCUAAGUCGAAAGCUUGUAAGACUCUGCGGAUGCUUAUCAGAAUGUUAGACCCGGUCCGUGAAGUUAGUUUUGGUCACGAGUGUCAGAGUGGAUAGCGUGUAGCAGUUUGUUAAUUUCAAUGUUUCGGGACAGACGCGACAGGAGUCGUCGAGGGAGUGCGAAGAAGCAUGAAGUUUCGCUGAAGAAUAUUCUUGUCAAGAGCGAAGUAGAAGUGGUCGCGCAGUGGCUACACGAUGUGGAUAUUACUACGAUCAGAACAGAGAAUUCUGGAAGACAGAAACUGACGUCUCCAAAAUGGAACCGGUUCAAAGGGAUCCGACUGCGAUGGAAAGACAAGAUCCGACUCAACAACGUGAUCUGGCGUUGUUGGCACAUGCAGUUCAUCAGGAAGCAGAAUACCCUGGUGUGUCAGUUCGCUUCGCCUCUGGAUGUGAACAUGCACGACAAGCCCGAGGCAGUGGUGUUGGAAGGAAAAUAUUGGAAGCGCAAACUAGCAGCGGUUACCGCAGAAUACAAGAAGUGGCGAAUGUUUUACCGCAACAAGUUGAUGGGCUGGACAGCCAAAGAUGGCAACGACAUGAUAACGGAUGCGUUCGACUGGCAGCCACACAGCAAUGACAGUGUUCAUUCAGUUGGCUCCAUGAUGGUGGAUGAAGACUACAUGGAGUUCAUGUCAGACACACUUUUCUCUACUAUCUCAGCCAAUCAACCAUUUGCCUUUCCUGAUCCGCGUGAAAUAACUCGUAAUGCUGGCGGUAUUGCAGAUUUCAUUCAGCCCAGCCUUGUUCAGCUCCAGCCAAAUCUUGAAGACUUCAUGGAUACUUUGGAACCUCUUCAAGAUUUACUAAGUGCAAAGCUACCAUCUGUCCCAGAGGAGUAUAUCCCAGAUGACAUGUUCCGUGGGAGGAGUGUUGGAUUGGAUGUCCUGGGUAUCCAGCCAGAAGCCGCAGUGGCACAGACACAAAUGGCGCAGCAACCCAUGGAGCAGGCGCCCCAAAGCAGUCCAUUGCAGUAUACUGCUACCAUCUAUGCCCAGCCAGAAACAGACAGCAGCUUCAGUGCUUUUGCUCCAGGUUCCUUGCAGCAGGCUGCUGCUCAGACUGCAUAUGAAGAUGUGUCAUCGGUUAACAAGGUUCGCACUCUUCGUUCAUCACCACGCAGUCAUCCCCAACACCUACAGAAUCAGCAGACGCAAGCAACACCGCUUCCCGUGCCUCAGCAGUCUCAUGCAUUAUUUCAGCAGCCGUCUUCAGCACCGCAGCAGCAGGUUGUUCUCUGUUCGUCACCACAGUACCAAGCCUUCAGCAUGAGUGAUUUAGGUUCAUCCAGUUCUCCCAGUCAUUCUCCCCCUUCACAACCCCCACCAUCCCCUCAACUGCCCAGUUACGCCCUUUCAUCUCAAGGAGCUCAGUGUUACAAGCAGCCAUAUCAUCGGCCUGGUCCCCAACAGCAGGCUGGCUUUGCGAGUUUUCGUCUCCCAUCCUCUCCAGUGGCCAUUUCCCCCAGUCCCACCCCUGGUUCAGAACCACCCAGUCUUAGGCAGUCCAUCACAUCACCCACUGUAAAGAGCCCGUCACUUCGAUCUAACAGUCUACCCAGGCUGCAGGAUGACACAUUUGUUAUGCCCAAAUACAACCAACUGAAGCAGCGUAAUCGGUCAAGAAGUGGCUCAUCGUUGGUGUCAGUUGGUGGACAACAGCGUCAACAUCCACCCCCUCUUGUAUCUCAUGCUAGUGAUCCCGCCCUUGCCACUUCCCUGUCGUUGAUAAGCACAAACCCUCCAUCUCCAUCAACUAGCACCAGCACCCUCCAACCCCUGUUGGCGCAGCUUCUUACAACAAAUUCAGUGGGGAUUUACAAUUUUACUGGUGUCUCGGAAAAAGGGAUUGGCAGGACCCAGUCGGUGGUUCCAAUCCUCCCAGCACCAAGUCCUGUGUCACCUCAGCCUACAACAGCUCUUCUUAUUACUACCUCAACACCUGUCACUGUGGGGCAGUCAUUGGCACAUCCUUCCAACCAGUUGUUACUUGGGCCCUUGGGUGGUGGAGGUGGGGUAAGUGGAGGGAAAGGACGUGAUUCACCUAGUGACGCCUCAGCUGUGACUUCUUCUGCGGCACUGAGCCUUUCACCCCUUUCAUCACCUCUCAACCUGGCAUCAGUGAGCAGUCCUGGCCCCCACUCACCUUCCAGGUCAUCGCCCCUUCAUUCGAGGGUGGAGGUAGAUCAGCGCACACAGUCACGUCGCAAAAUCAACAAUCCACCAAAGGAUCGUCGCACAUGCCACAUCAAUGCAGAGCAGAAGCGAAGGUGCAAUAUCAAGAAUGGAUUUGACAUGCUCCACUCCUUAAUACCACAGCUCAAUCAAAACCCUAAUGCAAAGCUCAGUAAAGCUGCGAUGCUACAGAAAGGUGCUGACUACAUUCGACAACUGCGGGCUGAGAGGUCUCAACUUCGUGAGGAAAUGGACAACUUGCGCCAGCAAAUUGAAUGCCUCAAUACUGCUAUAAGCAACUGCCAGGCCAUGCUACCAGCUACUGGUGCACCAGUGUCACGGCAGCGGGCCAGCAAAAUGAGGGAGAUGUUCAAUGAGUAUGUUCGGAUACGGACUCUCGAGAACUGGAAAUUCUGGAUUUUAAGCAUCUUGCUGGAGCCCCUUCUUCAAUCAUACAAUGCAGCUGUCUCAACAGCUAGCCUGGAGGAUCUCUAUCGUUCAACACUGCUCUGGGUAGAGCAGCGCUGUUCCCUUGCAGACCUUCGGCCAGCGGUGCUGAAUUCACUGCGGUACCUGUGCACAGCUACAGACAUAUUGACAGACCCUUCACGCCUUCCUGAUGAGGCAAGGAAGGCUGUGAGCAAGCAGCAACAAGACCAGCGACCGAAUGGGACUCACUGACCUUCGGUUAUGACUUGUGACACUAACAGCAUCUAGUAAAUUGCCAAGCAG
Molecule: messenger RNA, 3179 nt
Organism: Cryptotermes secundus
Lineage: Eukaryota; Metazoa; Arthropoda; Insecta; Blattodea; Kalotermitidae
Gene: Mondo
Product: MLX-interacting protein
Exons: 16
Coding region: 354-3128 (924 amino acids)
Biological process (GO): regulation of transcription by RNA polymerase II
Cellular component (GO): nucleus
Molecular function (GO): DNA-binding transcription factor activity, RNA polymerase II-specific; RNA polymerase II cis-regulatory region sequence-specific DNA binding; protein dimerization activity
Source: RefSeq, a predicted model, not a curated record